Molecule: messenger RNA, 1200 nt
Organism: Phaedon cochleariae (mustard beetle)
Lineage: Eukaryota; Metazoa; Arthropoda; Insecta; Coleoptera; Chrysomelidae
Source: the annotation of a GenBank genome assembly
AUGCAGUGGUUUCAUCCACUAAUAUACCUCGCAGUUUUCCUAAGUCCCACGAUCGCUGAGCACGAUGGACCCAAGAAGAAAUCUCCAUCUUCGGGCGAGGUCGUGUACCUCAUCGACAGUUUAAACGACCCCAGGAACAGCUACGAUAAAGCGUCUGAAGAUGGACAGCAGAGGCCGAAAGGCAGCUACUUGUUGGCCGAUCCCAUCCCCAUUGAUGAGGCUGGAGAUGGGGUUUAUUUCAGGCCGGAAGGCGGAAAGGCAUUGGAUAAACCGACGCAACUGAAGGUACUCCCUCCCAAACCUUCGACAAGAAGAAAACGCACCCUCCUCCACAAAGGAGGUCUACUUGGUAGUCUCCUAGGAGGAGGCAAUGGUGGAGGUUUUGGAGGUGGAUUCGGAGGAGGCGGUGGUAAAGGAGGAGGCCUAGGUGGAGGACUAGGAGGAGGAGGUCUUGGUGGGGGUCAGGGAGGAUAUGGCGCAGGAGGUCAUGGCGGUGGCCUCGGUGGAGGAGGAGGAGGCGGUAAAGGAGGAGGUUUUGGAGGAGGCGAUGGCGGAUAUGGAGGAGGUCCUGGAGGUGGAUUCGGAGGAGGUGGAGCUCCUGGAGGAGGCUUCGGAGGAGGUUUGAGUCAUGGAGGAGGUGGAAGUCAAGGAGGAGGCUAUGGAGGAGGUUCAAGUCAUGGAGGAGGUUUAGGUCAUGGAGGAGGUGGGAGUCAUGGCGGAGGAUAUGGAGGAAGUGGAGGACCUGGAGGUGGUUUUGGAGGUGGAAAAGGUGGAGGAGGCGGUUUCGGAGGAGGUGGGGGACUUGGAGGAGGAGGUUAUGAUGGUAAUCAAGGAGGUUAUGGUGGAAGCGGUGGAUAUGGAGGAUCCUCUGGUGGUGGUCUUGGAGGAGGUAAAGGAGGAGGUGGUGGAGGCGGAUUUGGAGGAGGAGGUGGAGGAGGAGGAUUAGGAGGAGGAGGUGGAUUGGGAGGAGGAGGUUCAGGUGGAUAUGGAGGUGGAAGUCAUGGGGGUGGAGGACAUGGAGGUCAUGGAGGAGGUGGUUAUGGAGAUGGGGGCUAUGAGGGAGGUCCUGGAGGGGGUAGUGGAGGUUGCAGUUCUGGAGGUUGUGGUGGCUGCAGUACUGGAAACUGUGGAGGAGGUGGCAAAGGAGGUGCUUAUGCUUCGUCCUCUGCUUCAGCUCAAGCAUCUGCAGGCAGCUAGUGA